AAUUGUUUGGCAUUUAAUGAAUGUUUGAAUUGUUUUGAAUCAAAACUUUGAUUAUUUGACUUAAUGUGAAGACAUUACCGCCGAAGAUGUCGACGGAUAAUGAGAUAUCAACUCAUUAUUCAGUACUUAAUUGCGAUGAAAAGGCGUCUAAAGAAGAGAUCAGAAGACAGUACAAGAAGUUGGCUCUUAUGACACAUCCCGACAAAUGCGAGGCCAAGACUUCGUCCGAAGACUUUCAUCGCAUCGAUAAAGCCGUCAAAGUAUUGGACAACGACUCGAGUCGUCGUCAAUACGACUCUCAACUCAUCGAUGUUUAUGAAUAUUCGUGUCGUUGCGGCGGAUCUUAUUUGGUCUCAAAUGAAGAUGUGGUCACUUAUAGGAAACAAUUGACACAUAAUUAUCUGAUAAUUGAUUAUCGAUUGGGCUCUGAGUUGAGCGCUAUUAUUGAGUCACAACUCAUACCGUUUUGUUCAUCACUAGAGAACUGGUGGCUAACUAUAAGAGGCGAAGAGAAGAGCACUUCUUUCUAA
Molecule: messenger RNA, 530 nt
Organism: Medioppia subpectinata
Lineage: Eukaryota; Metazoa; Arthropoda; Arachnida; Sarcoptiformes; Oppiidae
Source: the annotation of a GenBank genome assembly